This is a messenger RNA of Peronospora matthiolae, 915 nucleotides long. Lineage: Eukaryota; Oomycota; Peronosporomycetes; Peronosporales; Peronosporaceae. The record is from the annotation of a GenBank genome assembly.
AUGAACGGCUGCGGGGAACACAACUUUCUUGUAGCCAUGCUCGUCGAUCAGCCCGGCGCAAGCAUCAAGAGUUGCAUGUCGUGUGAUGCAGCGUUUACAAUUGGUAACGAUGUUGAUGGGAAUACGGCAUCAAUCGCGUUGAAGUUGGGGGUGUUUCAAGGCUGCCCACUUAGCCCCCACCUCUUUAACGCCGCGAUCUCUCUGCUUCUCCUCGCGCUCAAUUCGCUGCCGGACACUGGUGUGAAGGUGUUCAGCGAAGACCGUCCCGGUGCGGCUGCUUAUGCAGAUGACUUGAAGACGUUCAGCAGUACUGUGGACGGCAUCAAGCGACAGCACGCCGCGGUGCAAGACUUCCUGCGGUGGACCGGCAUGAAGGCAAAUCCGCACAAGUACAGUACCACGUCGGUCCAGCUGGACGUGCGUAGUCUACACAUGACUAGCGACCUCAGGCUGCAGCUGGACGGCACCCCGAUCCCCGCACUCAGCGCCUCCAACUCCUACCAGUAUUUGGGGAUCGGGGAUGGCUUCGACCACGUGCACCGUCGCGUUGAGAUUGCAACAGCACCCACUCAGGUCAAGCACGACGCGAAGGCGCUGAUGCGGUCCGGGCUGGCGCCGUGGCAGGUGGUCAAAAUCAUAAAGGCGUACUUGUACCCUCGGGUUGAGUACCCCCUCUGGCACCUGAGAUCGUUUUCUCAGCAGCUGGAGGGUUUUGACCGUCACCUUGUACGCGGCCUUCGACACCUUCUACGGCUACUAACUAGCACUACGACAGCUUUCUUUUACGCUCCUGUUUCUCGUGGAGGGUUAGAGUUCUUACCCUUGACGGAGAUGCAUGGCGCUUUGCAAGUUGCGCACGGGUGGCAGAUGCUGCACUAUCCUGACCCUGCCAUCCAGCGCAUAGCUCACCAGUAG